AUGGCAUCCAUCUUCAACAUCCUCACCCGCGGCGGCAGCAGCAGCAGCAGCAGCAAGCCCACCAACAAGCCGACGCCCUCCCCCCCCUCACCACCCCACCCCCUCGUCCCACUCACGUAUCCGCCCUUCCUCGCCGCCCGGCCCCAGCCCGCCGGCUGGCUGCGCACGCAGCUCCGCCUCGGCGCGCGCGGCCAGGCCGGCGCCCUCGGAAAGUUCUACCGCUUCGUCGUCCAGAGCAGCUGGGUGCUCGGCGAGGGCGCGCCAGAAGCGCACGAGUACUCGGCGCUGAACGAGGCGGCGCCGUACUGGUACCGCAGCGUCGUCAUGCUUGCGGCGGCGCUGGGGACGGAGGAGGACGAUGAAGACGCGCAAGAGCUGUGGCGGCAGGCGAAUGCGUUCGUCGACCACGUGCUGCGCACGCAGGCGGACGACGGGUGGUUGGGUCCCGAGCGCAGCCGGCAGACGAGAGGGAUCUGGGCGCGCUGUCUGCUGCUGCAGGGCAUGGUGGUGCAUGCGCGGGCGGACGCGACUCGGGAGGAGGCGAUCCGCGGGGCGAUUGCAAGAUUUGUGAAGCUGGUGCGGGAGAUGCUGCAGCGGGGCUGGGAGGGCUAUCUCCCCGACGAGGCGGAGGGCGACGUCUUCGAUCCGCAGCUGUUUGGCGUGGCGAGGGCGCAUGAGCUGGCGACUGUGUUGGAGCCGCUGUUCCAGGAGGGGCCGGAUGGCAGCGACGAGGGGAGGGACAUGUGGGAUGUUAUGGAGAUGAUGUGGGAGGGGGGACGGGUGGGCGAGAGGGACUGGACGGGGUUUUUGAGCGAGUCGGGCUUUUUGAAGACGCCGGCUGUGAAGGGCGAGGUCAGCAAUUUCUGCCAUGGGGUCAAUGUCGCGCAGGGCCUCCGCUACCCCGCCCAGCUCUACCGCAUGCACCCCACGCCCACGCUGCUGGAACAAAGCAAACGCGCCGCCGACCUCGUCUUCACCCACCACGGCACGGCCGCCGGCUCCAUGGCCAGCGACGAGUACCUGGGCGGGCUGGCGCCGACGCGCGGCUCCGAGACGUGCUGCACCGUCGAGCUGAUCUUCAGCCUCACCUACCUGUACACGCUGUUUGGCGAGAGCGAGCUGGCCGAGCGGGCCGAGAAGGCGGCGUUCAAUGCGCUGCCGGCGGCACUGAGCGAGGAUUGGUGGGCCCAUCAGUAUGUGUGCCAGGUCAACCAGCCGUGGGCGAAGCAGUUGGAGGUGCCGGACGGGGAGCGCAGGCCGUGGUAUGACGUGUGCGUGUACGCGAACGUGUUUGGGCUGGAGCCCGAGUAUCCCUGCUGCACCGUCAACCACCCCAUCGGCUAUCCCUCCCUGCUUGCCAACGCCUUCUUGCGCGUCCCGCAACAGUACGACGACGGCAUCCUGCACGCCCACAUCCUGCCCUCGCGUCUCACGACUCCCGACGCCAUCACCAUCGACGCGCAGACAAACUACCCCUUCGUCCCCGCCGCGCUGCUCUACACCAUCACGACGCCCAAGCCCUUGACCUUCUACAUCCGCGUGCCGACGUCCAUCGACCACGCCACGUCGACCAUCGCGGUCCGCGGUCCACACACCCAAACCGAAAACGAGCAGCCCUUCGCGCCCAACUUCCACGCCGGCCUCCACCGCAUCCCCCUCCCCGCCGCAGGCACCUACACCAUCGCCGCAACCCUGCGCGCCGAGCCCCGCGCCGAGACGCACCCCGACGGCUCCGUCUCGGUGCACUGCGGCCCGCUGCUGUAUGCCCACGCCGUGCCGUACACGACGACGACGCGUCCCCCGCGCGACUUUAAGGACCAGGAGCGCGAUUGCCCGGACUUUGCUGCUGCGAGCAUAGCGAGUGAAGCGGGCAAAAACAAGAAUGACGACGAAGAGCCCUGGAAAUCCCACAUCCGCGACCACUUCCUCGUCCCGCAGACGCCCGACUGGGGCCUCGCCAUCGACCCGUCCCAGCCACUGACGCUGCGCGCGCCGGACCCGUGGCUGGACAAGGCGCACACGCGGACGCCAUGGGCGCCCGACGCCGCGCCGACGGCCGUCGAAGUGUCUGGCGUGCAGGUCCCGUGGCCGUUGAAGGGGGGUACGGCGGCCGAGCCGGGCGAGGUGGAUACGAGCGAUGAGGGGGCGUGGGGGGCACGGGGAAGGGUCAGGCUGGUGCCGUUCGCGACGGCGAGGGUCAGGGUCGCGCAGUUUCCAGUUGUGAGGUUGGGGGAGGGGGAGGGGGGUGAUAAGGAGAAAGAGGAGAAGGUAGGGAAGGCGGGGAGGUGCGUGUGCAUGUAG
Molecule: messenger RNA, 2301 nt
Organism: Aplosporella prunicola CBS 121167
Lineage: Eukaryota; Fungi; Ascomycota; Dothideomycetes; Botryosphaeriales; Aplosporellaceae
Exons: 4
Coding region: 1-2301 (766 amino acids)
Biological process (GO): carbohydrate metabolic process
Source: RefSeq, a predicted model, not a curated record